This is a messenger RNA of Sporothrix schenckii 1099-18, 855 nucleotides long. Its product is annotated as replication factor A2. Gene Ontology annotation, cellular component: DNA replication factor A complex; site of double-strand break; nucleus. Lineage: Eukaryota; Fungi; Ascomycota; Sordariomycetes; Ophiostomatales; Ophiostomataceae. Gene Ontology annotation, biological process: DNA replication; nucleotide-excision repair; double-strand break repair via homologous recombination. Bases 1 to 855 code for a protein of 284 amino acids. The record is from RefSeq and is a predicted model, not a curated record. The transcript has 3 exons. Gene Ontology annotation, molecular function: DNA binding.
AUGGCAUCCUACGGAGCAUACACAAAACCCGGCUACAGUGCCGAUGGCGGCAACACGGGUGGUGGCUUCAUGUCCGGCUCUCAGUCGGGUAGCCAGGGCGGCGGCGGCGGACGGAACUACAACGAAGACUCCCUGCGACCCGUUACCGUGAAGCAGCUCGUCGAGACCGAAGAGGCCUAUCCCGGCGCCGCAGAGUUCACCAUUGACGGUGCCGCCAUCACACAGCUCACCCUUGUCGGCCAGGUCCGCGCCGUCAACCCCCAGCCCACAAACGUGACCUACCGCAUCGACGACGGCACCGGCUCCAUUGACGUCAAGAAGUGGGUUGAUGCCGACAAGAGCGAGGAUGAGGCCGAGGCGCCAUUUGCCCUGGACCAGUACGUGCGCGUGUUUGGUCGCCUCAAGCUGUUCAACCAGAAGCGCUACGUUGCCGCGCAUUUCCUGCGUGCCGUCGACGACUACAACGAGGUCAGCUACCACGCGCUGGAGAGCACGUAUGUGCACCUCAGUUUGACGCGCGGCGCGCCUGGCGGUGCCAACGGCGCCAAUGGCUACCACAACAAGGCCGAGGACGGCAUGUUUGUCGAUCAGGACGCCGGCGGUGCCAGCUAUGGUGUAGGCGGUGGUGGUGGUGGCGGCGGCGGCAUGGGCGGCCGCAACAUGUCGGGCGACGCGCAAAAGGUGUUUAACCUACUGCGAAACAUGUCCACAGGGAGCGAGGGUGUCGACAUCAACGUUAUGAAGAACGAGCUGCACCUCAGUCUUGGCGCAACCAUGGCUGCCGUGCAGGAGCUGGUGGACUCGAGCGUCAUCUAUGCGACAACGGAUGACAACACCUUCGCGUUGUUAGAGUAG